UUCGCGGAACCUUUUUGUCUUGUUGCGGUGUCUCCCCCAUUGACCAAGCAAGGACAAAUUGCUUCACUUCAAAUCAAUCCCGUGUGAGAACCAGACACCCAUAGAAAAAUGUUCUCCCGCACCGCCCUCGCCAGGGCCUUCGCCCUCCCCAUGAAGGAGCAGCCAUGCGCCGCCGCCGCCGCUGCCAUCGCCGGCCGCUUCUCCGUCGCCCGGGCCUGUCUUCACAGCAGCGCCGCCGCCCCAGCACCAGCAACAUCCUCAACAACGACCACAACACACCCAGACUCCCCACUCGCCGCGACCCCCCGAGCGCAAACCUCCACGCCCACCCCCCAAGAAACCCCCCUCUCCUCUACCACGACUCCCUCCGCCAUCGACCUCAAAAAACCCGUGGCCCCGACCUUCACCGCGCCGCUGCAACUCACGCCGACGCUCCUCGCCCAGCUCCCGCAACUCACCACCCAGCAGCCGCACUACAUCGUCUCGCACCUGCACGAUCGGCCCUACCUGCUGACGCAGGGCGACGCGAUCCGCCUGCCCUUCCUGAUGCCCAACGUGAAGCCGGGGGACAUCCUGCGAUUCAACCGGGCGUCCGUGCUGGGGUCGCGGGAUUUCUCGCUGAAGGGGGCCCCUUAUGUCGAUGAGCGGCUGUACGAGUGCCGCGUGCGCGUCGUGGGCGUCGACUCUGAGCCCCUCCGCGUCAAGGAGAAGACGAAGCGCCGCCGCCGCCACGUGCAGAUGAUCCGGAGCAAGCACAAGUAUACCCUCCUGCGGGUCAUGGAUGUCAAGAUCAAGACUGCGGAGGAGUUGUUGCGGGAGGGGGCGGUGGUUGCUUAGGAGGGUUUUUUGGCUCUCUUCUUUUCGAGAUUGUGGAUGGGGUGGUACUGGGAAAAUGGUACUUGCGGAUUCGGGGCUUCUUUUGUUGAUGGUGGAUGUUCACAAUGUUCACAAGGGGCAGUUGUUGAAAUCACAGGAAGACACACACAGAGAGAGAGAAAGGCGAAGACUGGGUAAGGGACGAAUGGUUAUGAUGGUUGGAACCUGCAAUUGCGAAGGAUCAUGUACAGAUAGAAAGUGUGCGUCUGUUUCCAUGCACCAUGUGGUGCACUUGUAUUGUAUCUCAUAAUUGGGUUUUCGAAUGUUCAUUCUGCUUUCUUCUUUAUGUCUUGACGGAGUGGAUUUGAGACUCAAUCAGCAGACAAUGCAGAUAGUCUCUGGUGUCGACAAUAACCAGUCAAUGACAACGCUAUGGAUUGAUGUCUCCU
Molecule: messenger RNA, 1265 nt
Organism: Aspergillus uvarum CBS 121591
Lineage: Eukaryota; Fungi; Ascomycota; Eurotiomycetes; Eurotiales; Aspergillaceae
Product: mitochondrial 54S ribosomal protein bL21m
Exons: 1
Coding region: 109-837 (242 amino acids)
Cellular component (GO): mitochondrial large ribosomal subunit; ribosome
Molecular function (GO): structural constituent of ribosome
Source: RefSeq, a predicted model, not a curated record